AUGCCAGACUCGCCCACCCGCGCGGCACCGUCAAAAACAGCCGGUGUCAUACCAAGCUCGAAUCCCUUGGGCGCUGAUCCCACUACCGAAAAUGCUUCUCUGCGAACCCGUCUGAAGCUCUGCUACACUAUAUUCGCAGUGCUCAUCAUAAAGUUCGCGCUCCUCGACGUGUUCCAACAUGUCGGCGUCAUCACUUCUGGGGGCGGUCCGGUAUUCCGGUUCGUCAAUCAAUUUGGUCCUAGAAGAUCUAUCCUGUAUGAGCCGGCGGUCACCAUCACUGCGCCAAAGCUCAACGUCUGGGCCCCAAUCACCUCCGAUGAUAACGUCGCGGUCUGGAACUGGCUUCACGAUCCCGCCAGGGGCCUGAACCUCACAGAACCAGGCGAGGCCGAGAUCGGCGACAAUAAGGUCUACUCGAUUGAUACGCUGCCUCUGAAUAAGUCGGACGUUGUCCUAUUCCUGGAUGGAAUCGGCCCCAGACCCAAGCCCUGGGCUAGGGUCAUGAUCUUUGAGGGAGGAAAGGACGAACCCGUGGCCCAGGAAUAUAUGGUCGGGCCGCUGCCGGUCAGCGACGACACCGACAUUGUGCCGCUCGAUUACAUCUAUAACGGAGGCAUGGGCGGCGCAGUCCCUUACAACGCCCGGCCGAUGGACCCGAUCAGAUCCACCGCUAUUGGCAAGCUCGUGGGGUACCACAUGGGAGCGAUAGCUGACAUCACGUCCGACCUCUUUCAAGGAGCGGCUUACUAUGGCCCAGGUGACGAGAGGUCCACGAUCGAUACGGACUUUCCCACUCCCUUCUCAUACAACGGCUCCGAGGCUCACGUCAACGUCGCCUUCCACUUCCCCGGCACAGCCCACUACCUACUCCCCAUCGACUUCUACACGCUCGUCGACGCAAGCGCCAUUGACUAUGAAGAGUGGAGAUUGAGGGGCUUCGUUACGAAGGAGCGCUUCUUCGCCACCGCAGAUGAGCUCAGGGAUGCCUAUGAGGCUGGAGAGCUAGAGCAGGAAUUCGAGCAACACCAGGACUACGAUUGGGCUCGCGUCAAGUAUCAGCCCGAGCUUGGUGAGAGGCCUCUGGAGAGCCGGCCUGCCCCGCAGAGUCUCGAGGUCGGCGGCAAGCGAUACAUGCUCGAUCCCGAUCAGAGCAAGAACCUCGGACUCAUGUUCUAUGACGUCCGGUUCAAGGGGGAGAGCAUCCUGUACGAGCUGUCCAUGCAAGAGGCCGCGUCUCAGUACGGGGGCUUCCAGCCCAAGGCUGGGUCCACGGUGUUCCAGGACACCUCCUUCAGCAUGGGCGCCGCUGCCUCGCCGCUCAUCGAGGGAUUCGACUGUCCCUUUGGAAGCACCUUCUGGAACAUCUCCCACUUUGCGACGAACCGCACCUUCACCAUCCCCAGGGCCCUGUGCAUCUUCGAGCACGACUCCGGCCACCCGUUGUCGAGGCAUGACGCUGGGGAACACAAUGGGUGGGGGUUUGAGAGCCUGGGCGUCGUCAAGAGCUCCGCGCUCUCCUUGCGGUACAUUGCCACCAUCGGAAACUACGACUACAUCUUCACCUACGACUUCGCCCAGGACGGCGCCAUCCACAUCUCCGUCCGAGCGUCCGGCUACCUGCAAUCUUCGCCCUACUACAAGGACCAGGGAAGGUUCGGCCCCCGUAUCCAGAGGGCUACCCAGGGCUCCAUCCACGAUCACGUCAUGACGUUCAAGGCCGAUUUCGACCUGGUCGAUUCCAACAACAGCCUCGAGAAGACGGAGCUCAAGGUCGUCGAACAGGAACAGCCCUGGUUUCCAGAAGUCGGAAUCUUCGAGCAGAUCCAGCUCGAGAAGAGCUUGUUCGACAGGGAACAGCAGUUCAACUGGGGAGCCAACGACCAGACCAUGUACUCCGUCAUCAACAGCAACAAGACCAACGUCUGGGGCGAGAAGCGCGGCUACCGCAUCGCUCCCGGCAUGUCCGAUAUCCGUCUCAGCACGACCAACUCCCCCUGGUCCCGCCACAACACCGCCUUCAUGAAGUCGAACCUGGCCGUGACCCGCCAGCACGACACGGAGCAGUUCGCCAACAGCAUCUACAAUGCGCAUCUUCCCGGGAGGCCGCACCACGACUUUGCAAAGUUCUUUGACGACGAGACCGUCGAUGGCGAGGACCUUGUCGUCUGGUUCAACCUCGGCAUGCACCACUUCACCAGGGCCGAGGACAUCCCGGUGACGCUCUUCACCGAGGCCGUCAGCAGCAUCAGCCUCGUUCCGCAGAACUUCUUCGAUCGUGCUCAGGACGGGGAUCUGAAGAAUAGGCGGUGGUACCUCCCGGACACGGAGUCGGACACCCUCGACACGGAGGAUUACGGUGUGGAGCUACCGUCAUUGAACUUCAGGCUUGAGGAGCCUGAGGUGCCACGUCUCCAGGUAAGCGAGUGA
This is a messenger RNA of Geosmithia morbida, 2427 nucleotides long. Its product is annotated as primary-amine oxidase. The transcript has 2 exons. Gene Ontology annotation, molecular function: copper ion binding; quinone binding; primary methylamine oxidase activity. Gene Ontology annotation, cellular component: plasma membrane. Gene Ontology annotation, biological process: amine metabolic process. NCBI's taxonomy places the organism in Eukaryota, Fungi, Ascomycota, Sordariomycetes, Hypocreales, Bionectriaceae. The record is from RefSeq and is a predicted model, not a curated record. The coding region runs from base 1 to 2427 and encodes 808 amino acids.